This is a messenger RNA of Aedes aegypti (yellow fever mosquito), 6347 nucleotides long. RefSeq lists its product as uncharacterized. Bases 1698 to 5114 code for a protein of 1138 amino acids. The record is from RefSeq and is a predicted model, not a curated record. NCBI's taxonomy places the organism in Eukaryota, Metazoa, Arthropoda, Insecta, Diptera, Culicidae. The transcript is spliced from 13 exons.
ACCGUCGUCAGUUCAGUAUCGGGCCGUCGUCGUAGCUGGUUGUUGUUUGGUCGUUUACGCGCUUACGUCUAUCGGUUGAGUUUUCGCGUGUUUUCCUUUAGUGCAUGUUAUUUUUUGUGUCUAUUCGAUUGCCACUUUCUUCUGAGUGCCAAUUUCGAUUGCGUACACAUUCUUCCGUUAUCGUCGCGCUGAAUUUCAUGUGUUUUUCGAAGGAGUCAUUCCGAAUGUGAUCCCGAGUUUACACUCUGUUGCUACGUUGCAAAAUCCUGGUGAUCUGAUCAUGGAGGAGCUCCCUUCAGCAAGACAUUGAGAUGACAAAAUGCUCUGUCUCUCCAGUGCCCGGAGUGAAGUCACGAAGUGAAGUGGUAGUGGUUAUCUGUUUGUGAGCAUAGCAUGUUGUUUAUGUGCUAAAAUAACCUCCAGGAUUGGAAGGAGUGUCGAUUUUCAGAAAACCAUCAUCAACACCAUCAAUCCACGACGGUAGCCGGGAAAGGAAAGAUAGAAAACAGAAACGCCCGCAAUCUACACAACGAAUACGCAAAGUGACUUCCCUAGAAGAGAGUACUCAAGAGUGUUGUGCUGUCGCAGUGGAAAUUUCGCAAACAUCGACCAAAAACAAAACAGCGUGUUGGGUAAACAAGGUUUUGGUCUUCUGGGUGUAUUCAAAUUCGAAACCAUUCACGCCUGAGUCAUUAGCGAUUUGUUUCGCCACACUAGCCGAGUAUUCUUUCAUUACGGAUUCGGAUUCGCUCACGAAUACAUCGGCACGUGGUUUGGUGAAGUGAAAUGUUGUUUUUUCGGUGAAUCGAAAGGGGAAAUUAAUACGACGGUAUAAUUGUUAGACCGAAGCCAAAAUAAAACGGAAAACCGGCAGCGCGAAGUGAAGUCAAGUGAAAGGAGGAAACGGCAGUUGUGGUUAAUCCUAUUAAAUUUUUGCUUUGGUGUAAACAAAGUACAAAAGCUGAACGGUGAAGAAGAUAUGAAGUUUGUUGUUGCUGAUAAAAGUGUACCACCCGCAUAUUUGUGACCAACGUACACCAAACCAAUCCAGUCGGUUCCGUGAAGUGUGUGAGUGAGCUUGUUAACUGGAUUAUUACUCCUCGGCUGGGCGUUCGGUUCGCGAAUCGUUCUCUAUUGGAGUGCGGUGUUUACAUAGAUAGAGUUGCUGUGCAUCGCUCAUGUGGUGCAUGUUGCUGUUACUGCAUUCGCCGCCGCACGAGGUCGACAAGUAAAUAAUGCACCAUCAAGCCCUCGAUCGCAGCCGCUGAUUAAACAUAUGUUCAAGAGUAUCCAAUGGUUGUGCAGAGCGUCAAAACAAAGCAACGGCUUCUUUAUUUCCGACUUGCGGCAAUUCCCGGUUACUCAAUGUGCCUGACAACAAGACCUGCGCCUGGAUGACGUUAUAUUAUACUGCCCCCGAGCAGAAGCUGCAUCGGAUGUUCCACGUACGGAUUGUCAGCUGAUCGGAAUUUAUUCGUUACAAUCUACGGAGGUCGCGCGAUCAACGAUCCUGAGUAACGGGACACGCGUCGUCGUGCCUUGAGCAGAAACCAAUUGUGAUAUUCAAACAGAGCAACAACAAAGUACAAAUUAAUUAACCUUAAUUAAUCGCGGCUUCCAAGCGUGGUGCAGAGUAUCUCAUCGUGUGUGUAAUUGGCCAACUCUAGUUAGACACGCUAAAACUAAACAUUAAUUAAAUGGAAACUGCUAACCGACUGGUGAUACUGGAAGAGCCAAAGCAGUUGCAACGUGUGAAAUGUAAGGACGAAGGCAAAAAGAAGGUCAAGAAAAAAGUGGAUUUCAUCGACGACGAGGUCAAGGACGAAAUGGCAGAGGAGGCUUCCGUACCGAAGAACGUUCCAGUCUCUCCAAUUACGGAUGAUGACUUCGAACAUAUUAUCGAAAAGUCAAUGCAAGAUUUGGAAACCAUCAAGUCGGAUUCUGAUAGUGAUUUUGGUGAUGACCAUGGUCUCCCAGUGAAGAAGCCGCCAACAAAUCAAGCGAAGAAACAGCGAAAGAAGAACAUUGCCUCCUCAAGUGAUAGUAGUGUUAGCGAUGUCGAAGAAGAUGUGUACUCGUGGAUGGAAACUUGUCAAAAAUCUCCUCUUAGCCCAAGACGGGUUGAGUUCCCGCCAUUGGUAGCCGUUCAUCCCUCGGUGCUCCCAUUUGCGGUGCGGCGUCGUUUGUCCGAAUGUGUCGAAGAAGAUGAAGAAGAAGACAAACACCACGGCAGCCAUGCAGCCAAACAUAGUGCAGAUACACCAAGUAUCGCUAUCCCCAAGAAUAUCCCCUCUCCAACUAAUGGAAAACUAUCUCCCAAAAUCGAAGAACCCACAGCAGUUCGGAAAUCUCGUUUCAUGGUCACCAAAGCAAGUGAACUUCCUCAACUUCGACCGGAGUCAAUCAAUCUGCGACCGCUGUCGGCUGCACAAAACUCUCAAACCAUCCACUUUCCGUGCAGUCAGUUCAGUCCGGAUCGCACAUCGUUGAAAAGCAUCUUCUCCCCGGAAUCACCGUUUCCAAAUCCUCAUCUGGACAAACGAUUUUUCGACACCUCUCUGGUCGAAAUUCGACCAAUAACCAGCAGUAUUACAUCUGCCACUGGUAUCGGUGUCUCAACCCCUGAGGAUAGCACUACCAGUACCACAAGCGCCGCCAGCAAAAAUCCGAUGCCAUUCGAGCUGGACGAAGUCUGGGUCAAACGUUCGGACACUGAACCAACAACCUCACCAAAGAAGCCAUCAUCAGCUGGGAGCAGCGCACCAACGACGGUAACGUCCUCCAAAUCAGCAACAUUGCCGGCGGCGGUAUUUUCGUCACCAACGUCGUCCGGCAAACAAAAGGCGAAGAAAGGCACCGCAAGCGACUCUGCCGAUGGGGGCACUCAGUUCCAGCGCCCUUCGACGGCCCCGGCCGGAACGGAUUCCGCUCGUUCCUCCAAACGGAUGAAGAAAAGCGAACGGGAAGCCAAAAAGCAGGAAAAAGAACAGAAGAAAAUCGAACGGGAAACGGCCCGACGUCUGGAACGCGAAGCGGCCAAGCUGGAGAAACUCAACCGAAAGCAUGAGAACAUAUCCCGCAGUACGGAGCGCGUCAGUGGAGGACGGUCCGGUUCGCUGGAAAGGCGGAGAAGUGGUGACGAUGGUCCGGUGUUGAAUCAGUCCACUGUUCACGGUAUUGCUAGUCCUAAUCGUCGGCCGACGAUUUUCGAUGUGUUUCGACCACGCAAGGGUUCGGACUCGAAGAAGAAGAAGGAUGACUCGAGCAAAUCGAGCUCGGACAAGGACAGCACCAGCGGCAGUGGGACGAUUACCGGUUCCGGGGGUAUCAUGAACAGCAUGAAGGCGGUCCUGCAUGUGGGAGGCCGCCACAGUCAUCACACGGGUGCUGCACAUCCGGCUAGUGCCGGUGCGACGAAAGUGCGUGAUGGCUCAGCUCAUCCCCAUGCAGGCAGUGACGCACAGUACUACCACACGGUGACGGCUGUGCGGCGAGCCGACGCCGGCAAGUCUCCUAUGACCAAAGUGAUGGAUUUGUUCAGGCAUCGUUCCAAUUCAGCAGUGUCCGAAGCUGACAAGCGCAAGGCGCGCGCGGCACAACAACAUCAACAACAGCUGGCGGCCCAAACGGCUCAUAUGCGACGAGCCUCGGCGGAGCUAGCGGAAAGACGACGAGCAUCACUGGGUGCCAGCCGAGCAUUGCGACCAGACGGUACCCUAGAUCCGUACCACGCGGCCAUCCUGUUCCGAGAUUCGCGAGGGCUCCCGGUGGCCGAUCCCUUCCUGGAAAAAGUUAGCUUAUCCGAUUUAGAAGAAGACGAGUCGCAGAUCUUUGUCAAGUUCUUCCGAUUCCACAAGUGCUACGAUUUGGUGCCGACGUCGGCCAAGUUGGUUGUCUUCGAUACUCAGCUACUCGUCAAGAAGGCAUUUUACGCGCUCGUCUACAAUGGCGUCCGGGCAGCACCGCUCUGGGACUCGAAGCGGCAGGAAUUCGUCGGCAUGCUGACAAUCACCGACUUCAUCAAGAUCCUGAAGAUGUACUACAAAUCGCCCAACUCGUCGAUGGACGAGCUAGAGGAGCACAAGCUCGAGACGUGGCGAAGUGUCCUGCAAGAGGAGGUUAAGAAGCUAGUUAGUAUUGGGCCAGACGCAUCGUUGUACGAUGCCAUCAAAACGCUUAUCCACAACCGUAUCCAUCGAUUACCGGUGAUUGACCCACAAACCGGAAAUGUUUUGUACAUAUUAACCCACAAAAGAAUACUUAGGUUUUUGUUUUUAUAUAUUAAUGAACUACCAAAACCGUCGUACAUGCAAAAGACGCUACGUGAAAUCCGAAUCGGCAGCUACGACAACAUUGAAAUCGCCACCGAGGACACCAGUAUCAUUACGGCGCUCCACAAGUUUGUCGACCGGCGGGUCUCGGCAUUGCCCAUCGUAGACAGCGAACGACGCCUGAAGGAUAUCUACGCCAAAUUUGAUGUGAUUAAUUUGGCUGCCGAAAAGACCUACAACGAUCUGGAUGUUUCGCUGAAAACGGCUAACGAACACCGGAAUGCCUGGUUUGAAGGUGUCCAGCAUUGCAAGCUGGACGAAACCCUCUACACAGUGAUGGAACGAAUCGUUCGGGCCGAGGUGCACAGGCUAGUCGUAGUCGAUGAAGAAGAAAAGGUGAUCGGUAUCAUCUCGCUGUCGGACAUCCUCCUCUACCUAGUGUUGAGGCCAACCGGAGACGGUAUAGGCAAUUCGGAAUCGCUACGGGCAACGGACCCCAGAAUCCGAAAGUCUCCCAACAAACUCAGUCAGACCAAACGAGAUAGCAACGAAAGCAUUGAAGAGGAAAAGGAAUCCACACCGGAGGAAGCGGUCGAGACUGAGGAAGAGUCGAACAGUGGCGAAAAAGAUACCGCAGCUAACAAGACUGAACCGGCAGAGGAUGAGGAGGAAAACGGCGAUCAUGAUCAAGCAGAGGACGACGACGUUCCUCCUACGGAGUCACCCGCCGACCACAGUUCCAAUGGUUCUCCCGUUCAGGAGAUGCUGAACGAAGAACACAAGGCCAUACGUGAUACACUAGCAUCAAAUGUCCAAAGAGAAAUCGGUUUGGUUAGUGAAUAAAUUUCAAAGUAUAGAACCAUUCAAUGUGAUGUCGUUUCUUAAUAGAAAUUUUGAUCGUUAUUUCUGUGCAAAAUUUCGUCUUCAAAGUCAAACUCAGUGAGGAAGAAAGCAGCACAAUUUUAAGCAUGGAUUUAAGUUUGUACAUAAUUUGAUGAGUAAAUAAAAAAAGCGAUAAUAACCUUGUGAACGAAACUUGUUGACACAGAAACAAAUAGAAGGCCUUAUCAAUAUACACACUGGAAACAAACAAUUCUAAUAUUUUUUGCGCAACAAUAAACGAAUGGGGUAAAAUUUGUGAUCAAAGUGCUGCUAUGCUUCCUGAUUUUGAAUGGGGGGUACUUAAACGUAUCCAGUCGCGUUAGAUGUUCUUUUCAAAAACCUGGAUCAUUUCACCAAGUGACCGAUCCGAGGGUUACAAGUACAAACCAUUGAUGUGAGGAAAACGGAAACGAUGAAAUCUAUGAUAAAAUCUUUGUAAUUAUAGGAAACAUGCAGUCAGAUAGUAGUAACAAGCAUAGUUCGUUUAAAUGCAUACCAAACAUGCUGUAAUCCAUACAUGGUUAGAUAGUAGAUUUCUCCAUUAACUGAUACAUAAGAAAACUGUUUCGCAAUGAGAAAACACCACCUUAUUUUUUGAUUGAUUUCAAUUAAUAUUGACAACUUUUCCUGAAUAAAGGAAUAAAAACAAACCAAACUAAUUUCAAAAAUCUAUUUAAAAUGUGAGAUCCUAUAGUUCAGCUAGCAAUAAGUGAAGCAUCAUAAAGCUCUAAAUUAAUUGAGACAGCACGCCCUGCUCGUAUGCAGGAAACAAAUCGAGCGCAAUUGUGGUAAAACAUUAAAACUGUAUAAAAUAGAGAUAGCAAUCUGUCGCUUAACGCAUCGUGCAGUUCUUCGAACCUCUUCGUUCUGCUAAAAUUUAAAGAGAAUUUCAUAUCUUAUAAAUUAUUAUUUAAAACAACAAAUUUCAGAGUGCGUGUCUGACGGUAGAUAUAUUCAACUAAGAAUGGGUUGAUAAUGAGUGUGAUGCUAUGAGUGUCAGUGAGAGUACUGAUCGGGAGUUAACCUGAGAGAACGAAGAAGAAAGUAGAAUGUACAAUAAAAUGUUGAUAGUACAGUUUAAGAAUAGUAGUAAAUAUCAAAAAGAAUGGAUGAACCACUAUUUGAAUAUUGCUGCUAAAAGAAAUUCAAGAAAAAAAAGUUCAAUGAAACAUUAAAUAAACAAAUAACUAAAUA